Molecule: messenger RNA, 1851 nt
Organism: Sorex fumeus (smoky shrew)
Lineage: Eukaryota; Metazoa; Chordata; Mammalia; Eulipotyphla; Soricidae
Gene: EYA2
Product: EYA transcriptional coactivator and phosphatase 2
Exons: 17
Coding region: 134-1753 (539 amino acids)
Biological process (GO): negative regulation of extrinsic apoptotic signaling pathway in absence of ligand; multicellular organism development; positive regulation of DNA repair
Cellular component (GO): nucleus
Molecular function (GO): protein tyrosine phosphatase activity
Source: RefSeq, a predicted model, not a curated record
CAGAGGGAGGGCCGGGCCGAGGGAGGGGAAGGGGCCGGUCCUGCCCGCGCAGGCGGCGCGGCGGCGGCAGCAGCGUCGGAUCCGCGCCCGGCCGCCCCGGGGCCGCCGUCUCCACCGCGCGCGGUACAAGGAAAUGCUAGAACUAGUGAUCUCACCCAGCCUCACUGUCAACAGGGAUCGUCCCAGGAACCUAAAGCUCGAUCGGGCCGACACCGAUGUCUGGGCUCUGAGUAACAGAGAAGGUAGGUUCCUCUCAGCUUCUUUGCGACUUGAGCGGAUCUUUUCAAAGUCUUGCCCUCGAGUUGUGCCUAGCCAGCCUCCCGUGGCCAUGGCAGCUUACGGCCAGACGCAGUACAGCACCGGGAUCCAGCAGGCUGCCCCCUACACGGCCUACCCCACUCCCGCACAGGCCUACGGAAUCCCCUCCUACAGCAUCAAGACAGAAGACAGUUUGAACCAUUCCCCGGGCCAGGGUGGAUUCCUCGGCUAUGGCUCCAGUUUCAGCACCCCGGCUGCUGGACAGAGCCCAUACGCCUACCAGAUGCACGGCACAGCCGGGAUCUACCAAGGAGCCAACGGGCUGGCCAACGCCGCGGGGUUCGGAAGCGUACACCAGGAGUACCCGUCCUACGCCGGCUUCCCGCAGAGCCAGUACUCGCAGUAUUACAGCCCAUCCUUCAGCCCGCCCUACGUCCCAGCCGCCAGCAUCUGCCCGUCCUCCCCGCUCGCCCCGUCCGCGUACGCGCUCCAGGAGGCCGCACACGCCAGCGCCAACCAGGGCUCCGAGUCGCUCACGGGUGAAUUCAACACACACAACGGGCCUUCCACGCCGGCGAAAGAAGGCGACACAGACAGGCCACACCGGGCCUCCGACGGGAAACUGCGAGGCCGGGCCAAGCGUGGCAGUGACCCCUCCCCGGCAGGGGACAAUGAGAUCGAGCGUGUGUUCGUGUGGGACUUGGAUGAGACCAUAAUUAUUUUUCACUCCUUACUCACGGGGACGUUUGCAUCCAGAUAUGGGAAGGACACCACGACGUCGGUGAGGAUCGGCCUGAUGAUGGAGGAAAUGAUCUUCAACCUCGCCGACACGCACCUCUUCUUCAAUGAUCUGGAGGACUGCGACCAAAUCCACGUCGAUGACGUUUCGUCCGAUGACAACGGCCAGGAUUUAAGCACCUACAACUUCUCUGCUGACGGCUUCCACAGCUCGGCUCCAGGAGCAAGUCUGUGCCUGGGGUCCGGGGUCCACGGCGGCGUGGACUGGAUGAGGAAGUUGGCCUUUCGCUACCGGCGUGUGAAGGAGAUGUACAACACGUACAAGAACAAUGUGGGCAGCUUGAUAGGGGCGCCCAAGAGAGAGACCUGGCUGCAACUCAGAGCCGAGCUGGAAGCGCUGACCGACCUCUGGCUGACGCACUCGCUGAAGGCCCUCAACCUCAUCAACUCCCGACCCAACUGUGUCAAUGUGCUGGUCACCACCACUCAGCUCAUCCCUGCGCUGGCCAAGGUUCUGCUGUACGGACUGGGCUCUGUGUUCCCCAUCGAGAACAUUUACAGUGCAACCAAGACAGGCAAGGAGAGCUGCUUUGAGAGGAUAAUGCAGCGGUUUGGCCGGAAAGCCGUCUACAUCGUGAUCGGGGAUGGGGUCGAGGAGGAGCAGGGAGCGAAAAAGCACAACAUGCCUUUCUGGCGAAUAUCCUGCCACGCCGACCUGGAGGCGCUGAGACACGCCCUGGAGCUGGAAUAUUUAUAGCAGCCCCCCUAACGCCUACCCUCCUGCGUCCCCUCACUCGCCGGAUGCUGGACGCCGGGCACGGCCUCCGCGGGGCAGAGGAUGCUUCUAGUGGCCGC